AUGUCUGCUCCAACGAACCCGUUGCUACUGAAUUGCGAUGCUGAGCCGGAAUUAGCUGAGAGACCUUCGUUGCAGGAAGCCUCAAGCCGGCGAGGAAUAUUCGGAUACAAGCUAUCAAACGAUUCUUCAGUGAUUAGGGCAUUCAAAGACGCUUUCUAUGAUUUGAGGCGUAUUGGUAAGAAGAGCAAGGAUAGUCGCCCACUUGAUUGGUGUUUCAUCCGGCGAGUCCUCUGGGCCAGCUGCUGGAACCUGUCUAUUCUGGGCUUAUUGAUUUAUUUAUGUCUGGUACCGCUGGAUUUCAGCGAUGAAGAAAACAGUUGUCAGCCUGAUGGAGAGUUUCGAUUCGAUGGUAUAGAUCAACUUGGUGGCUUUGAUUGGUGGGCGCCUAGGGGAUUCUUUCAAAUCACGCUUGGCUGGGGUCGGUUUAGUUUUGGCACUGCGAAGCUCGUUGAUGUUAUUUGGGACUUGGUUGUUGGUCGAGGGGGCCAAACAGUCAUGGCUCUUGUAUCAUGGGAAGUGUUUGUCCAAUAUCUCCAACUCUCUCUCGUUAUGAAGCCGGCAUCUUACAGCACAGUGUGGCUUAUCAAGAUGCAAAAAAAUAACUCAGCUCUUGCAACUUGGGAACUUGCUUCGGGGUUCUUCAAGGUUGGCCUCGCAUCCAAAAAGGUCAUGUGCUUCAUUAUCUGGACAGCAUCAUUCAUUCUUGCUUUUCCGACCUUCGCCAGUUCAAUGACUGGAUAUACGCCGUACAACAAGGCUUAUUUUAACAGCACCAGCGGAAGGCUAGUGCAGUUUUCGGAAAUCAAACCCGUCGCUUACUUGAUAAAAGAUGGGAAUAGAGUCGAUGGCCUGAGCAAGGACUAUCCCGUAUUAUGGAUAGGCAACUCGGAGACUAUUGUCAAAUCUUCUUCUAUUGAGAUAUUUGACCAGUGUAGUGAGUGGGAUGUUAAUGACACGAAAGUUGAGUGCCAGCUACAGAGAGAUGUAUCUGAGUAUGCUCAACUCUACGGUUUCGACGGAAAAGGCGGUCGUGAAACUCGAAACGGCCAGAAAACUUAUUUUCGUAACCAGACACUGAACUGGCCACCCCUCAACAUCAAAGCCUUCUAUCUCCCCAACAGUUUUUACUGGAACUGGACGGCUUACCUUCCUGAUGUGGCAUCUUCAACACCUCUUAGACCAUAUGGAGACAAUUCAGCCUCGGCAUUCAUUGUUGAGGAUGAGAUAUACAAUUUGAAAGAUGUCCAAGCUGGAGGAGUCUGUCAACCAAUAAAGAGCGGAGAAUCUAUCAAAUAUCAAUGGGGGUUUUCCUUUCUCCAGUUGUUCGUCAUGACUAUCCUUCUUCAGUUGUGGAGCGUCAGUCUUUUUGUGUUGUGGGCAACCACAAAAUUAACGCUGAAACGAAACGACAUCGGGGCAUCAUCUGAAGGCUGGAAGGGCCUCCUCGAAUUAACGGAUAACAUCAAAGAACAAAUAGAGUCUGCUGGUAUCACUUGGGAGGAUCUCACCGACAAAGAGCUACACGGAGAAAUUCAGCAUCUUCUCACAGGGGGGCCAGUCCCUACAUCUUCGGGAAACCCCUUCCCCCAAGGGCAGUCUAGCCUAUGGAAAUGGACACAGAGGGUCAAAUGGCAUCUUCUAACAGUCAUGUUCUUUCUUGUUUGCAUUUGCCUCGAGAAUCUACUUCGUCCUACUGGAUUUUACGACUACCUCAGCCUCGGGGGGUCCAGUAACCUCAUUUCCGAAGGGAGGCUCUGGAUGGCAGUCUUUUUUUACACCACCGCAAGCAUUAUUAUCGCUUGUGCCCUAGGAUCAACAUAUCGGCAGAGGUUACUAGUCCUGUUGGCAGCCGUUGUCUUAUGUGUCCCCUUCUUUUUCUACUCUUCUAUUGAACGCGAUAUCGUCUUGCCUGGGCUCUGUGUGGGAUCUUUUCUUGCCUUUUCCCUUGGCUCUUCACGGGGAAGCCGCGCUGUCCUGCUUGUUGUCCCUCUUCUUUGUAACUAUAUCGUUGCUUUUGGCUUGUUCAUCUCUCGUCAUUAA
This is a messenger RNA of Fusarium mangiferae, 2040 nucleotides long. RefSeq lists its product as uncharacterized. The coding region runs from base 1 to 2040 and encodes 679 amino acids. Lineage: Eukaryota; Fungi; Ascomycota; Sordariomycetes; Hypocreales; Nectriaceae. The record is from RefSeq and is a predicted model, not a curated record. The transcript is spliced from 5 exons.